AUGAUUAUUAUCAAUGAUGUUCGGCAUAUACAAAAUAUCACUUUCUUAAUGGACCUAUAUGUCUUAAAAAUAAAUAAUUUGAUAAAAGUUAUUCAGCAUUUUUUACUAAUAGAAAAACAGAGAGACAAAUAUUUGAAAUGCAUAACAAGAAAAAGUAAAAGUAAAAGUAAAAAUAAAAAUAAAAAUAAAAAGAAAAAUAUAAAAGAAAAAAAUGUAAACGGUCAUAAUAAUAAUGAUGAUAAUAAUGAAGAUCACAAUGACGAUCACAAUGACGAUCACAAUGACGAUCACAAUGACGAUAAUAAUGAUUAUCACAAUGACUAUCACAAUGAUUAUCACAAUGAUUAUCAAAAUAACCAGUGUGAUCUUCAUGAAUGUGAUGAUAUGUGGGAAAGUCAUAAAAUAAAAGAUAAUCUAUAUAACAUUAAAUAUAUGAAAAAAAAAAAAAUGAAACAGAAUAUACUGCUAGAUUUUUAUAAACAAAUAUUUACGAUCUACAAAAGAAAUCAACCCAAUUUAAUAACUUAUUAUGUAACUCUGAUUAAAAAAUUAAAAACUUUUAAAUACAACAUACAAUUAAAAAAAAUAUUUAUAGAAAAUGUUAUAAAAGAAAUAAAUAAAGAAUAUAAAUCCUUUUUGAUAGAUUUACAUUAUAUGUAUUUUAAAAUAAAAAAAGAAGUCUGCAUUAUUAAUAAUGAUGAUAAUAAGAAUGAAGGUUAUGAAUUACCUUCUUUUACUUUCAAUAAUAUACACAAUAAAAAUAUAUAUGUAUAUAAAUCCAUAGGUCAUGUCUAUAAAAAUAUUUUAAAAACAUUAAAAUUAAGAUUAGAAGUCUUCUUAAAUUAUAUAUACAAUCUUUCUAAUAAUAUAUCUAAAAAGAUAAAUAUUUAUAUGGCACAUAUAUUUUCCCUGUUGAUAGAAACACAGGACGGAUUAUUCAACUCAAUAAGUAAAAGGAAAGAAUAUUUAAAGGAGAUCAUAAAAAUUAUAAGUGACCAGGAUAAUAGUGAGCAUGUGAAUAACAGAAUAUCGUGCGAUGCCUUAUUGCAUACAACUAAUAAUAAUGAUAUUGAAGAAGAUGGAUUUGAAAAAUAUAAUCUUAUAGAUAAUUAUAAUAUGAAUAAUGUUGAUCAUACGAAUCAUUAUAUGUCACAGAAUAAAUUUGCUUUUACAAAUUUAAAUUUUAUAACACGAUUUUAUGAAAACAAUUAUUAUGGAAACGAAAAUGAUAAUGUAAGGAGAGAUUCAAACUACUUCCAGAAUGAACAAGAAAAUGUUAAUGAGAACGACCAUAUAAAGGAUGAGAAAAAAGAUGUAAUCGAUGUGCAAGAUAAUAUAAAUGGAAAGAUGCAAGAACAAAAAGAUCAAAAUAAAGAUGAUAAUAAUAAUAAUAAUAAAAACGUAGUAAAACUACGGAUGAAGAAGGAGGUUAUAACCAUAAAAAAUAUUAUUACGUUUUAUAAAAAAUUUAAAGGGUAUUUUAAAGUAUGCAAGAAAAAUAUGUGUGAACUGUCUCCUUCCCUUAUGAUAAAAGAGGGAGAAGCACUACAUGAACUUGUUGUCCGUUUAUUAAAUCAUUAUAGCAGUAUAAUAAAAAUAAACAAAUUCUUUUAUAAAUCCUUUAAGAAAAAUAUUUAUAAUUUUAAACUGCUUGAUAAGGAAAACAAAAUGAUAUAUAUACUUAAGGAAAUAUAUUUAUUAUUACAUUUCCAUAUAAGUCAUAUAUGGACAACUAUAAAAGAACAUACAGAAGAAUUAAAAAAUAUAAAAAAUAAAAUAACACAAGAAAAUAAUUUCUUCGAUAUAUUUGUAUCAUAUGUAAUUAAAAAUUUAGGCACUGGAGAUAUGACCCCCGAAUUAUUUGAGAAAAUUAAAAAUGUAGAAAAUAAAAUAACAAAAGGAAAAGAAUCGAGCAGAUCAACAGUUACCUUAUAUAAGUGGAGAAAUUUGAUUAAAAUAAAUACAGAGAUAGACUUGAAACAUGGAGAGGAAGUACCUAUAUUACAGAUCCUUUCAUUUCCAUAUGACGAAUUUUUUAAUGAACUUAUUGAAGAAAAUUAUAAUGAAGAAAAUAUAUUUAAAAAGUCAGCUUUUGAAAUGUACAAAAUAUAUUCCAAGUAUUGUUAUUCUAAUAAUCGAAAGGAAGUGAAGGAAUGUGUGGGUGUGCACUUGAAGAGGACGUGCUUAUACCAGGAAAAUAAUUUUAUUAAUAAAGUGCUACAUUUUUUACAAGCCAAAAAAUGUAACCAUAUUUGUAUGCUCAGCAUCGAACAAAAUAACAUCCUCACAAGCUCCAAUAUUCUAGUCAAGAUAUUUAACAAGAAAAAUGAACAAGAUAAAAAAUUUGCUUUUAAUUUAAUUCUUCAUUAUUAUUUAAAGCAAGAAAAAAGUAAGGAUACUUAUGAAAUGAAUGAUACUGAUAAAAAUAUUACACAAACAGAAAAUCAACACAUAUGUGACCAUGUCAGUUAUGAUAACACUUCCAUUUCUCUUCUAGAUAAAGAAAAAAUAAUAAAUGAAAAAAAUGAAAGUGACGAUGAAAAAAAAAGUAUUCAUAAUCUUAUUAAUGAUGGUAAAACAAAGAAUAUGGAUGAUAAUGAGGAACACGAAGAAAAUACCACUCUAUUUAAAGAUGAUAUAAUUAAUGGAGAACCCAAACUUUCUGAUGAAGAUUCUACUUUUGAAAAUAUGAGCGAUGAAGUUUUAAAUAUGAUCAAAAAGAUAUAUGAAGAAAAGAAAAAAAAAAAACUUGAACGUAAAAGGAAAAAGAAAAAAGAAAAAAAAAAUGAAACUGAAACUGAAAUGAAUGUACAAUAUAUGAAAGAUGUAAAAGAUGUAAAAGAUGUAAAAGAUAUAAAAGAUACAAAUAAUGUUCAAAAUUUACUAGAUACAAAUAAUGUUCAAAAUUUACUAGAUACAAAUAAUGUUCCAAAUUUACUAGAUACAAAUAAUGUUACCAAUUUACAUCGUCUACAUUAUAAUGAUAGCAAGCCAAUUGUGUCAUCCUCCCAUUUUAAUAAUUAUCCAAAUAAAAAAAGUGAUGUACACAUUAAUAAUGAUAUCCCUAAUCUGAAUAAUAAACAUAAUGAAAAUAAGACUACUAUUAUAGAUGACAAAAAAGAAUUCGAAGAAGAAAAAAAUAAAUGUCCAUUUCUAGAAAUAGAUGAUCAUAUCUAUGAAAUAAAAGAUAAAGAUCAUUUGAAUCAUAUAAUGCGUAGUUCUAUGAAUUCUUUUAAUUGUGCUUUAUCAAAAAAAAUAUUAAUUCAAGGGAAAAUAUUUAUUACAAUGGAUGGUAUUUAUUUUAUAUCUCUUUUUAAUUCUCUUUUUUCAAAGAAUACAAUAUUAAAAAUAAAAUAUUUAGAUAUUGUAUCUGUUGAAAAAAUAACCAUUCUUCAUUUUUUGGCUAACUCAAUAAAAAUUAUAACAAAAUAUAAAUCUUUUGUAUUUACAUCAUUUGUGCAUCGUAACCAUUGUUAUAAUUUAAUUAUGGAUAUGAUUUUUGAGAAUAAUAAUACCCAUGUUAUUCCAAAAAAAGGAACUGUUAUAAUUGAUAGGUAUCAAGAAUAUGAUACAGAUGAAAAGUAUGAUGCUAGCGAUGAGGUAGAUGAUACCAAUGAUGUUAAUUAUGAUAUGAAAAAAGAAAUUAUAACUAGUGACAUAAUAAAUGAUUAUAAAAAUAAUAAUAUUAUAGAUCACUAUAUGAAAAAUGAUGAAAUGUUAUUAACAGAUAGUUCAAAAAUUAAAAAUGAUGUUGUUGAAAAUAUAAAUGACAAUAAAACUAAAAAUUAUAUGACACAUGGGAAAUGUCCAAUAAUUGAUAUAUCUAAUAAAACAAAUUACAAUCCUAUAAUUUAUGUUGAAACUGUAAAGAGGUACAUACCUUUAAAUAUUGAUACAGAAGAAAAUGAUAUACUAAAAAAUAACAACUUUAUAAAUUGUAUAAAUUAUAUUGAUAGUUUAUAUAUUAAUCAUAACUUUAAAGAUAUUUUUCUAGAUAUAUAUUCGAAUUUACAAAAUCAAUAUAAUCCAUUAGUAAGAAGUGUAUUAGAUAAAAAACCCAUAAAUUUAUCAUAUGAACAUAUAAAAGAUAUAAAAAAUCUUAUGUAUAAUAAAACAUAUUUAACAUAUACAACUGAAUAUAAUAUCUUAUUGUUUGAUAAUGAAACGAAAUUAAUUGGUUUACCUGAUAGAUCAAAUGUCCAAGAAAUUUUGAGCUUUUAUUUUUUAAAAAAUAAUAUUAUUAUUCAAAAAAUAAUUACACUUUUAACUAAUAUACCUUUAGCUAGUUCAUUUAAUACAAUCGUUACAUUAAAUAUACAUAAUAUUAUCAACCAAAAUACAAAUAAUUAUUAUACACAAAUUGAUUUCUCAUAUGAUAUCGAAUUUAUUAAAAGUACAUUCUUUAAAAGUCAUAUUAAAAAUAAUGCUAUGCCCAAACUUGAAAAAUCAAUUAAAGAUUUGAAAGAUUAUACAAAAACAGCUAUUUUACAAAUAUAUCAAAAUUAUGAUAAUCAAACAAAAAAUAAUAAUAAUAAUAUAAAUCAUGAACAACAUAAUAAUAUAAACCAUCAAAAUAAAAAUAACAAUUAUCAAUCUUUUACAUUCAAAAAUAAUAUACAUAUGGCCAAAAAGGACCUUCAACAUAUGACUAUAAAUGAAAUUCGCAAAUUUUUUAAAAAUGAUUUUAAAUCUGUGGAUCAUUUUUCAUCAUAUACACCACUUAUGUACUUUUUAAUAGUAUCCAUUACGGCAUUUCUAAUUUAUAAAUUACUUGAUAUUAAAUAUCAUUUAUGA
This is a messenger RNA of Plasmodium adleri (nom. inval.), 4794 nucleotides long. RefSeq names its product conserved Plasmodium protein, unknown function. The coding region runs from base 1 to 4794 and encodes 1597 amino acids. Gene Ontology annotation, cellular component: plasma membrane; endoplasmic reticulum membrane; endoplasmic reticulum-plasma membrane contact site. Lineage: Eukaryota; Apicomplexa; Aconoidasida; Haemosporida; Plasmodiidae. Gene Ontology annotation, biological process: intracellular sterol transport. The record is from RefSeq and is a predicted model, not a curated record. The transcript has 15 exons. Gene Ontology annotation, molecular function: sterol transfer activity; sterol binding.